AUGCUUGGUCUUCGCGCCCGCGCAGCGGCGCAGCUCCCGCGCCCGUCCCCAUCUCCCUCCUCCGCUCCUGCGGCGUCGCUCUCGCUCGCGAGGCUCGCGUGCGCCUCCCCGCUCGCCGCCCUCGCGCCUCUGGCGGCCGCACCGCCGUCGGCGAGGGCGACUCAGCCGGCCUCUCUGUCCGCCAGGUGGGCCGCGCCCAUGCGUCCCGGGGGAACCGGUGGCCCCUCCAGGCCGACCACACGCGUUCUCUGCACUGCCGCCGGCAGCGUCCAAAGAGAGGGGAAAGAAUUGCUAGUUCAGCACUUGCUUGUCGGUGAAAAGGAUGUCAGACUUCUGGUUGAUCUCGAAAAGAGUAUCAUUGCAGGAGGAGCAGACUUGAGUGAUUUGGCUGUGGAGCACUCCUUAUGUCCAUCCAAAGAAAAUGGUGGUAUGCUCGGGUGGGUUCGAAGGGGACAGAUGGUACCAGAAUUUGAGGAGGCAGCAUUUAGUGCUCCUUUGAACAAAGUUGUACGAUGUAAGACAAAAUUUGGAUGGCAUCUAUUGCAAGUUCUUGCUGAGAGGGAUCAAUGCGUACUGCAAGACAUUGACCCAGAAGAGCUUCACACAAAAAUGCAAGACCCUAGUUUUCUCGAAGAGGCUCAAUUGAUUGAUGUUCGGGAGCCUGAUGAAGUGGUGAAAGCUUCACUUCCAGGCUUCAAAGUUCUACCGCUCCGCCAAUUUGGGACCUGGGGACCAGUUAUGACAGAUGAGUUUAAUCCUCAAAAGGACACUUAUGUUCUGUGCCACCAUGGCAUGCGCUCAAUGCAGGUGGCUAAAUGGUUGCAGUCACAUGGUUUCAAAAAAAUUUACAAUGUCGCAGGUGGAAUUCAUGCCUAUGCGGUUAAAGCCGACUCCUCCAUCCCAACGUAUUAG
Molecule: messenger RNA, 912 nt
Organism: Miscanthus lutarioriparius
Lineage: Eukaryota; Viridiplantae; Streptophyta; Magnoliopsida; Poales; Poaceae
Source: the annotation of a GenBank genome assembly